GCAUGAUUCAGUGGAACUUUGAACCUCACACACAAACUGCACUGAUCAUUACAGGAAAUGGAUGAACUGUAGAGACACUGACGUGCUGAGAAAAGUAAGUGUAAAUAAAGUAGAAAAAUAAUUAAUUCUCGUCUCGUGCAGUGUCACAGGAAGCGCUGUUUGCCAGCAGCGCAGCUUUGCGGCGUUUUACGACUUACUUCCAUCAUCCUCAUCAUCAUCAUCACAACCGAGAUGUCCCCUCGAUACCACAACAAAGUUGUCAUCGUGACCGGAGGAUCCAAAGGGAUUGGCAGAGGGAUUGUCAAAGUGUUUGUGGAGAAUGGAGCCAAAGUGGUGUUUUGUGCAAGAGGAGGUGCAGUGGGUGAGGCUCUGGAGGCGGAGUUAAACAAAGCAGGGCCAGGCUCAUGCAAAUUUGUCACAUGUGAUGUCUCCAAAGAGGAUCACAUCAAGAGGUUGAUCACAGUCACAGUGGAACAUUAUGGACACAUUGACUGCCUGGUCAACAACGCAGGGUGGCACCCGCCUCAUAAACCCACUGAUGACACCACAGCAGAGGAGUUCAGGGAUCUGCUGAAUCUGAACCUCGUCAGCUACUUCUUGGCUUCUAAAUAUGCGUUGCCGUACUUACGACAGCGUCAGGGAAACAUCAUAAAUAUUUCCAGUCUGGUGGCAACCAUCGGUCAGAAACAUGCUGCACCGUAUGUUGCCACCAAGGGGGCGAUAAUCUCCAUGACAAAGGCGAUGGCUGUGGAUGAGAGUUGCUACAAUGUGAGAGUGAACUGCCUCUCUCCAGGUAAUGUGCUGACACCUCUGUGGGAAGAAUUAGCACAACAGACACCAGAUGCUGCAGCAGCCAUUAAGACAGGAGAACAAUUUCAGUUGCUGGGUCGUUUUGGGACUGAAGAAGAGUGUGGACUGGCUGCCUUGUAUCUCGCCGCUGAUGCUACUUUCUGCACCGGGAUUGAUCUGCUGUUCAGUGGAGGAGCUGAGCUCAACUACGGCAUCAAGAGUCAGAUCCCAUCUUGACUGUCCUGAUCUCCACAGUGUCCUUGUGGUCCUGUAACAGCUGAUUUAACAUGUUGAAUUGUUUAAUACAGAUUAUAUAUAUGAUAUUGUUCAAAUUUUUGGAUACAAUAAUUUUAAUGACCUUGUGUGUUCAAGUUUGCUGGUAACAUUACAAAGAUAAAUCAGAAAAAGGGAUUUUCACUCACAUGAAGUUUGCCUUGGUGUUUUGUGCACACAAUAAACAUAUCAAAGUGAAAUAAAAAUAAAAGUUAAA
This is a messenger RNA of Epinephelus lanceolatus (giant grouper), 1279 nucleotides long. RefSeq names its product hydroxysteroid (17-beta) dehydrogenase 14 (gene hsd17b14). Gene Ontology annotation, biological process: steroid catabolic process. The record is from RefSeq and is a predicted model, not a curated record. Gene Ontology annotation, cellular component: cytosol. Gene Ontology annotation, molecular function: estradiol 17-beta-dehydrogenase [NAD(P)+] activity. NCBI's taxonomy places the organism in Eukaryota, Metazoa, Chordata, Actinopteri, Perciformes, Serranidae.